AUGCUGCGGCGGAUGAUGAGCUCAGGUGUCGGCCGGCGACCGCUGCCCGCACGCCGACCCGCGUCCGCGUCCCGGCGUAAGACCGAAAAGCGUGACGCGCUCGAGGUUGCGCCGGAGGCGCCUGCGCCUGCUGAGUACUCUCAAGCGCCAGCAGAGAUACCACGACCACCAACGAUGGGCCAAGAACUCAAGUCGAGCUUUCUCUGGGGCAUUGGUAUGGCUUUCGGAUUCUCAAUGCUGGGUGUUGUCGCCCGCGUCUUCAUGGAGGAAGCGCCCAAUGACGAGCCGUUGCAUACGAGUAGUACGAUGUAG
Saprolegnia parasitica CBS 223.65 is the source of this 312-nucleotide messenger RNA. RefSeq lists its product as hypothetical. The transcript is spliced from 2 exons. The record is from RefSeq and is a predicted model, not a curated record. Lineage: Eukaryota; Oomycota; Saprolegniomycetes; Saprolegniales; Saprolegniaceae. The coding region runs from base 1 to 312 and encodes 103 amino acids.